Molecule: messenger RNA, 381 nt
Organism: Cylicostephanus goldi
Lineage: Eukaryota; Metazoa; Nematoda; Chromadorea; Rhabditida; Strongylidae
Source: the annotation of a GenBank genome assembly
AUGACGUCGAUGGAGGCCGUAUCAGUGCUAAAUGGAGAUCGAGUAUUCUUCACAAGAGAUUCUGAGGAGCUUUCGGACGAAUGCACUUUCGAUUGUUUCUUGAAGGAAAUUCUCAACCGCAUCAGAAAAGACGAUGUUCGUGUUCAGAUUCUGGUUUUGGUGCCCACUCGAGAGCUCGCGCUACAGAUUACCGAAACGAUGCAGAAGGUCGCCAAGCUUAUGUCCAUCAAAGUGCAUGCUUGCGUUGGAGGAACUUCUGUGACUGUGGAUAGGAUGGUCCUGGUAAAUGGUGUUCACAUCAUCGUUGGAACACCAGGUCGCGUGAAGCAAAUGAUCACUCUGAAAUCACUUGGUAAGUAUUCCCUUAUUUGCAUCAUUUAA